Messenger RNA from Dermacentor andersoni, 2028 nucleotides. RefSeq lists its product as uncharacterized. The record is from RefSeq and is a predicted model, not a curated record. Gene Ontology annotation, molecular function: serine-type endopeptidase inhibitor activity. NCBI's taxonomy places the organism in Eukaryota, Metazoa, Arthropoda, Arachnida, Ixodida, Ixodidae.
CGAGCUUUCGAGAAACAGGCGUCGCAAUAGUGUGCGUCGCUCUUUAAUGAACGUCUCUGACGCCAACUUGGGUAACUAGGUAUGUGCCACUGCGAAUGUGCCUCUCUACAACGACGAAGAAUAUCCCUCAAGUUUCUCCGAUGCUGAGCGGAAUCAAACCCACGUCACAAGAGUUCUUCAGGGACAGCAAGCCGACCCAUCAGCAGCAUGCACGUCACACAUGCACUUGAUGGGCUCCCGGACAGUCGCAGCACUGGUCAUUCUGCUUCUCUUCGAACAUGGAAAAUGCGACCUCUGCGACAUCUGUCGGCGAAAGCGAGACAGCGCGGUCCGGAUGCCGUACAACCAGCGCUGGCACUUUGACGCCUCCUCGUUUCUCUGCCAGCCGUUCAACUUCUGCGACGACGAGAUCACGGAACGCAUGAAGGGUCGCAAGUCAAAGGCUGAAAUCAACUGCGGAGGCGUGGACUGUUUCGAGUGGCUGUACGAGUCACUGAAGAAGAGGCAGGCGCAGGAAAGCGACCUGCCCAAGACUAUGCUCAGCCACCACCAGUACCACGCGCCUCACGCAACGACGACGGCUCCGUUGGCGCCCAAGCCCGUCUUCACCGCGGCCACCAGACACGGCGAGGCGACGACCACCCAGCUCACUUCCACUGUCACUGUCGGGACCAUAGUCAAGGAACCUGCCACGUCGCAGGACGAAGCGCUGAAUGAACCCGAAGCACCUUACGAGUUCGGCUUGGCCAAGCCCGAGGCAAUCCACGUCCCUCUGGUUCCCAAGCAUAGCUCGCACCGCAAGCCCGAGCUGUGCACGCUGAAACCCGACCGUGGCCGUCGCUGGCCGUGCUCCCAGCGCUGGUACUACAACACGGAGGAGAACGCCUGCAGCACGUUUACCUUCUGCGGCCAAAAAGGAAACAGAAACAACUUCCUCACGAACGAGACCUGCUACGAGGAGUGCCACGAUGGUAGUCAUCGCACGUAGGUGGCAAGAUGGACGCCAUCUCACAGCAACACUGGGGCCGCAAGUGUUGAGUAUUCGACGCUAGGCGGAAGCUGUAUUGUGUACAAGAGCUAUUGGCAAGAAAUGGAUGAAAAAAAACUUUUCUCAAUGAAUUACUUACUGUGCAAAACUUGAAUGAAGUGAAUCAAGUACGACAAGUGUGUUUAGUUCAAUUAUGAUUUGUGCAUGAUUAUAAAUAAAUGAGAAGACAGUGGGUGGGAAAUGGGAUGCCACAAGGGUGCAUAUUAUUAAAUUGUGGUUUGCCUGGAGUGCCGUCGCAAUUGUUUGUGCAGCCUGUACAGCUUGCUUACAAGGCACUAAGUAAGUAAAGUGACUUGGUUGCCUCCUUGGCAUGACGGCUUGAAUUAAUAAUCUUCAAAUUUUGGCUUUGUUCUGGAACGUUGGAGUGCUGCGCAGCGAAGUUUUUAGCAAGCCUCGAAAAAGGAAGUCAGGCCCUGUGGUUCUAGUGUGAUGAAUUCUGCUGUGGUAAUACAAAAGAAAAUGAUAUAAUAUGAAGCUAGAAUUGCCUGUGCUGGUCUUAUAUGCGAAUUGCAUUCGAACCUGGACCUGCGACUUCCAAUUCGAAUCAUAGUCAUCAGCGUCAUUUUCUUGUAAACUGCGGGACGAAGGCUGCUCCCAGCGCCCUCCAAUCAUCGCUGUUUAGCUAAGUCGACUAUGAUUCAUACAGUGAAUGUUCAACUUUCUGCGAGUUACGAGAGCACAGCACUGAGAUCAAGUCGUGCGCUGGAGCGAAAAAAAAAAGCAAAUUUUUACAUGGCGGUUUUGAGUAAUCCUGAUGGAAUGACUGAGCAUUGCAAGUGUUGAGUGCCCACCUAACUAGCUGCGUGAAAAAAAAAAAGAAGCAAGCAUUGACCGAGACCAGUCUCUCUGCUUCCAGGCUGAGGCGUCCACUGUUCAUCCACUGUUGGUCACUCCAAACCUCCACCUUCCUGUGACCCUUUUGAUCUUUUAUGAAUGACUGAUUAGCUUAGAUUAAAUAAAAUGUUGACACUCUGAAUGGG